Molecule: messenger RNA, 693 nt
Organism: Musa acuminata AAA Group (dessert banana)
Lineage: Eukaryota; Viridiplantae; Streptophyta; Magnoliopsida; Zingiberales; Musaceae
Product: peroxidase 1-like
Exons: 4
Coding region: 1-693 (230 amino acids)
Biological process (GO): response to oxidative stress
Cellular component (GO): plant-type cell wall; plasmodesma
Molecular function (GO): protein binding; heme binding; peroxidase activity
Source: RefSeq, a predicted model, not a curated record
AUGGAGUUGGUUGUGGAGAUCCUGACAGGGAGGUUCUUCCAUGUUGAGGUGGAGGACGACGCAACCGUGGGGAGUCUGAAGAAAGCCAUCGCGAGCAAGGAGAUGUUUCAGGAGCAGAGGCUGGUGCUGAUGCUGAGCAAUGGCCGGCUGCUGCGGGAUGAUCAGUGCGCCCUUGCCGAGUGUGGCGUCGUUGAUGGCUCCAUCAUCUACCUCUUCUUUACGUCGGUUGGGAACCCUAACUGGCUCACCUUCUUCGAGGACUUCGUGACCUUCUUUGGAUGCGCCGCUUCAGUUCUAUUAUAUUCUGCCAACGGAAAUGAAACUGAGAAGGAUGCAGAUCCAAAUAAAACUCCCAGAGGGUUUGGCUUGAUCGAUAGGGUGAAGGAGGAUAAGGCCUGCCGGUGGACCGUCCUGGCUCUGGUUGCCAGGGACGUCGUAGUUCUGAGCAAAGGCCCUUCAUGGGCUGUACCGACUGGCCGAAGAGAUGGCACUGUAUCAAUCAGAAACGAGAGUGCCUCGCAACUUCCACCACCAUUUCCCGGAAUUUCUAUGUUGAUCGACAUGUUUAAAGCCGAGGGAUUAAUCCUGCAGGACCUUGUAGUUCUAUCAGCUCUGAUCCUGCCAACGACGCAGCGAGGUUCGUCGUUCCUGAAGAUGGAUCCCGGGAGCUUCACUACGUUCGACACAGGCUAA